Messenger RNA from Hipposideros armiger (great roundleaf bat), 8394 nucleotides. RefSeq names its product zinc finger protein 236 (gene ZNF236). The record is from RefSeq and is a predicted model, not a curated record. The transcript is spliced from 32 exons. NCBI's taxonomy places the organism in Eukaryota, Metazoa, Chordata, Mammalia, Chiroptera, Hipposideridae. The coding region runs from base 1906 to 7425 and encodes 1839 amino acids. Gene Ontology annotation, biological process: regulation of transcription by RNA polymerase II. Gene Ontology annotation, molecular function: RNA polymerase II cis-regulatory region sequence-specific DNA binding; DNA-binding transcription factor activity, RNA polymerase II-specific. Gene Ontology annotation, cellular component: nucleus.
GGCCGGGCCGGGGGGGCCCCGUGAACCCCGCCUUCGAAGGCGUCCAGGAAGAACCCGCCGCGGCGUCUGGCGAGAGGGCGCAGCCGGCGGGCACGUGCGCGGGGCGCAGCUCGGCGUGCGGACCCCGGCCCUGCGCCCCUGUCGGGAGGAGGGGCGGGAAGGACGCGGGGUCCUGCCAGGUGGCACCCCCGUUCACCCGGUGUGGCCGAGCCCCGCGCCCAAGACCGUUCCUCCUUCCCCUCCUCCCCGAGCGUUUCAUAGUCAGGCCUCGUGUCUUCAAACUCCAAAGCGUGUUUUCCUCGCCCGCCUCUGUCCCUGCGCGAUGGCAGCACCACCUGGCCGUCGGGUGGGCUUCCGUCCCCGCCCUCUCGCUGGUCGCGCCGCCUUGUCGUCGGCCUGAAGGGCCUCUGCAGAAUGCCCGGCGGAUGGCCGGCGCUGGGCAAGCCUCGCCCGUGGACCCCCGCCCCUUGCGCGUGAAACCGCAGGCUCCGGCCCCGCCUCUGUCGCGGCCCCUCCUGCUCCAGCGUGGGCCGCUUGGUGGCCCUGGAUGCUGGCAGGGCCCUCCUGCCCCCUGUGCUGAGGACGCCCUCCGCCCGCGCUGCGGGUCCCAGUGGUCAGCUUCCUAGAGAGACGUCCCCAAACCUGUCUGAGAGGAACUGCCCACUGGACGCCGGGCGCUCCGCGGUUCCGAGUUCCCAGACGCGUCAGGGGUGUUCAUGGCGAUACUAGACUGCCCGCUUUUCCACUUGGUCAGCAUUUGCACUCAUGCGGAAGCAGCCAGGAGGAAACCGCUGGGGCCUCGGCACAGACCCGGGAGCGGUGGCACCAAACUGUCACCCCACAGGUGUCGCUCAGAAGACACUUGACAGCAGAGACGCAGAAGCAGAUGCGAGGGUCCACCUGUUGUGUACCAAGCCAGACAUUAAAAAGCUUUGUCAAAGUGAAAAUGUUUCCUACUAGUGUUUGGAAGAUUUUAUUUUUAAUAAAAUGUGAAAUGAUAGGUUUAUUUUUUUAUGAAAUUAUAUUUUUUAAAUCUCAGUUUUAAUUUCUAAUAGGGCAAACAAAUGUCAAUAGAUAGAACCUCUAUAGCCUUACGGUCUUUUGGGUCCUCAGUGCUGUUUAAGAAUGUAAAGGGGCCCUGAGACCCGGACAUUGGAGGACCCUGGCUCUAUCGGUUUGCUCUCUUAGGAACGUUUCUCAUAAUAUGAAGUCAUUUUGUUUUUUUAUGUCUCCCACCACAAACUUUAUUUCUAAGAAACACAUGGACGGGAGGUGGGGAUUUUUACAGGUGGGGAAAUGCGGCUCAGAGGUCCGCUCAGCUAGUAAGUGUCAGAAUUGGGGUUUGAAUCUACAUUUGAGUCCAAAGUGUGCGUUUUGUUGCUCUGCCUUGAUAAAUACGAAGCCCUAUAUAUGGGUUAAUUUGUUUAUUCAACAAAUAAUUUAACGCACUUGGUGGUAGGUGGGCGCUCCGCUAGGGGCUGGGGAGACCAAGCUCAGCAACAGAGACGGGGCUCUGCCCUGGCUGCUCGGGCUGGUGUGGCCCUGCCUGGCAGGCGCUCUUCAUGGCAGCAGACAACAGACACUGACGUCUCUGCUCGCCAGAGAAGACGAAGUCGCAACAGAAACCUCGAGAAAGGAUCAGGAGCAGGCGUACUCCAAACAGUUCUUGAAGUAAUAAUUAGCCCAGGACAGAAGUAAAGAAGGAAGAAGCCUCGACUGUGAGUGGAUGGGGAGCACUCACUGAGCCCUUCGCGCCUGGCAUGACCCUCGGGGUGUGAAGACGAGUGAGAUGGAGUUUUAACAUUGAACGCGGACAACACUAAUUAUGUGUACCAAGUCCCAAACUUCCACAAAUGUGAAAUCUGUCUGCUGUCUUUUCCAAAAGAGUCCCAGUUUCAACGCCACAUGAGGGAUCAUGAGCGAAAUGACAAGCCACAUCGAUGUGACCAGUGCCCGCAAACGUUUAACGUUGAAUUCAACCUGACCCUUCAUAAGUGUACUCACAAUGGGGAAGACCCCACCUGUCCUGUGUGUAACAAGAAAUUCUCCCGGGUGGCCAGUCUCAAAGCGCACAUUAUGCUGCACGAGAAGGAAGAGAACCUCAUCUGCUCUGAGUGUGGGGAUGAGUUCACCCUGCAGAGCCAGCUGGCCAUCCACAUGGAGGAGCACCGGCAGGAGCUGGCCAAGAACCGCGUGCACACGUGCAAGGCCUGCGGGAGGGAGUUCGCCACGUCCGCGCAGCUGAAGGAGCACACGAAGACGCAUUACAAAGUCAGGGUGUCCCGGGCGUACAAUCGGAACGUCGACAGGAGUGGCUUCACGUACUCUUGCCCACACUGUGGGAAGACGUUUCAGAAGCCCAGUCAGCUAACGCGCCACAUUAGGAUCCACACAGGUGAAAGGCCCUUUAAGUGUAGUGAGUGUGGAAAAGCCUUUAACCAGAAGGGGGCGCUGCAGACCCACAUGAUUAAGCAUACAGGUGAAAAGCCCCACGCCUGUGCCUUUUGUCCUGCUGCCUUUUCUCAGAAAGGAAAUCUCCAGUCCCACGUGCAGAGAGUCCACUCGGAGGUCAAGAAUGGGCCCACCUAUAACUGCACAGAGUGUAGCUGUGUAUUUAAAAGUUUAGGGAGCUUGAACACCCACAUCAGCAAGAUGCACAUGGGUGGGCCUCAGAAUGCUGCAAGCUCUGCAGAGACUGCUCGCGUCUUCACGGCCACACUGUUCCAGACUUUACCUCUUCAGCAGACGGAAGCCCAGGUCUCAUCAGCUUCGAGUCAGCAGAAUUCGCAGGCAGUGACCGAUGUGAUCCAGCAGCUCCUGGAGCUCUCGGACCCGGGGCCGGGGGAGUCCAGCCAGGCCACUCAGCCUGGCCAACAGCUGAGCAUCACCGUGGGGAUCAGCCAGGACAUUUUACAGCAAGCCUUAGAAAACAGUGGGCUGUCUUCAAUUCCAGCUGCAGCACACCCCAGCGACGCCAGCCUCGCCAAGACUUCUGUGCAGGCUCAGGAUGCAGACCUUGCCGACGUGCCCAGCGAGCCGCCCGAGCCCCCAGAGGCCGAGCAGGACAAAGGGCAGGAGAGCCCAGAGAAGCUGGACAGAAAGGAAAAGAAAAUCCUGAAGAAGAAGUCACCAUUCCUACCCGGUUCCAUCCGCGAGGAGAACGGCGUCCGCUGGCACGUGUGUCCCUACUGCGCCAAGGAGUUCCGGAAGCCCAGCGACCUGGUGCGUCACAUCCGCAUCCACACGCACGAGAAGCCCUUCAAGUGCCCGCAGUGCUUCCGGGCCUUCGCCGUCAAGAGCACGCUGACCGCGCACAUCAAGACGCACACGGGCGUCAAGGCCUUCAAGUGCCAGCACUGCAUGAAGAGCUUCUCCACGUCCGGGAGCCUCAAAGUGCACGUCCGCCUGCACACAGGAGUCAGACCUUUUGCUUGUCCUCACUGUGACAAGAAGUUCCGAACCUCGGGCCACAGGAAGACCCACAUCGCCUCGCACUUCAAGCACACGGAGUUGAGAAAGAUGCGGCACCAGCGCAAGCCCGCCAAGGUUCGUGUCGGCAAGGCCAGCGCGCCCGUCCCCGACAUUCCUUUGCAGGAGCCAAUCCUCAUAACCGACGUAGGUCUUAUCCAGCCCAUUUCAAGAAACCAGUUUUUUCAAAGUUAUUUUAAUAAUAAUUUUGUAAAUGAAGCAGAUAGACCAUACAAGUGUUUAUACUGUCAUCGUGCAUAUAAAAAAUCUUGCCACCUUAAACAACAUAUCAGAUCACACACAGGUGAAAAGCCUUUUAAAUGUCCUCAGUGUGGAAGAGGCUUUGUCUCUGCAGGAGUGCUCAAAGCACACGUCCGGACGCACACUGGACUAAAAUCUUUCAAGUGUCUGCUGUGUAACGGAGCUUUCACCACUGGUGGCAGCUUACGGAGGCAUAUGGGUAUCCAUAAUGAUCUGCGUCCCUACAUGUGUCCCUAUUGCCAGAAAACAUUUAAGACCUCACUAAACUGCAAAAAGCACAUGAAAACCCAUAGAUACGAGCUUGCGCAGCAGCUCCAGCAGCAUCCGCAGGCCGCCUCAAUGGAUGACAGCACCGGGGGCCAGCAGGGCGUGUCCGUGUCCACGCAGGUGCCCGUGGACAUGGGCAGCCCGGAGCUGCAGCAGACGGCUGACACCGUGACGGCAAACCCUGCAUCCAUGCUGGACCUGGAGCCGCAGCACGUCGUGGGGACAGAAGACCCCGGGCUCAGUCAGCAGUUGACAGACCCACCUCUGGAAGCAGACGAAGAUAGGUUUGUGGCUGCACAGCAUGCUCUCCCGGGGCACAUGGACCAGUUUGACGAGCAGGCCCCCCCACAGCAGUCCUUCGAACCGGCUGGCUUGUCUCAGGGUUUUACGGUGACAGAUACAUACAAUCAGCAGACCCAGUUUCCACCUGUCCAACAGUUACAAGACUCGAGCACACUGGAGUCGCAAGCCCUGUCCACGAGCUUCCAGCAGCAGAACCUGCUGCAGGUGCCUGGCUCCGACCCCAUCACCGUCACAACUCCUUUGAUUCAAGAGUCAUCCCAAGAGGAGUUGGACCUGCAGGCGCCACGUCCCCAGUUCCUGGAGGACAGCGAGGACCAGAGCCGGCGCUCUUACAGGUGUGACUAUUGCAACAAGGGCUUUAAGAAGUCCAGCCACCUGAAGCAGCACGUGCGGUCGCACACGGGGGAGAAGCCCUACAAGUGCAAGCUCUGCGGGCGCGGCUUCGUCUCCUCUGGGGUCCUCAAGUCCCACGAGAAGACGCACACAGGAGUGAAGGCGUUCAGCUGCAGUGUUUGCAGUGCUUCGUUCACGACCAAUGGCAGCCUCACCAGGCACAUGGCGACACACUUGAGCUUGAAGCCGUACAAGUGUCCGUUCUGUGAGCAGGGUUUCCGGACCACCGUUCACUGUAAGAAGCACAUGAGGAGGCACCAGACGGUCACCUCCGCGGCACCAGCAGCUGGAGCAGCAGACGGGGGAGGAGAUAUGUGUAUGGAGGAAGAGGAAGACAACACAGAAAGAAGUGCGUCCAGGAAGGCCCGUCCCGAGGUCAUCACUUUCACCGAGGAGGAGACGGCGCAGUUGGCCAAGAUCCCGCCGCAGGAAAGCGCCACUGUGUCGGAACGCGUCCUGGUGCAGUCGGCUGCAGAGAAGGACCGCAUCAGCGAGGUGAAGGACCGGCAGGCGGAGCUGGAGGCCGAGCCCAAGUACCCCAACUGCUGCUCCUACUGCCCCAAGAGCUUCAAGAAGCCCAGCGACCUGGUCAGGCAUGUCCGCAUCCACACCGGAGAGAAGCCGUAUAAAUGUGACGAAUGUGGGAAGAGUUUUACUGUCAAGUCCACCCUAGACUGCCACGUGAAGACUCACACAGGUCAGAAGCUCUUCAGCUGUCACGUCUGCAGCAACGCCUUUUCUACGAAGGGAAGCCUGAAAGUGCACAUGCGCCUGCACACGGGAGCGAAGCCUUUCAAGUGUCCACAUUGUGAGCUGCGGUUCCGGACGUCUGGGCGAAGGAAGACGCAUAUGCAGUUUCAUUACAAACCAGACCCGAAGAAAGCCAGAAAGCCCGUGACCCGCAGCCCGUCGGAAGCGCUCCCGCCCGCUGGCCUGCUCAGCCCGUCCCCCACCGACCCCAGCGUGUUCGUCAUGAACAACUCGGUUCUCACGGGCCAGUUCGAUCAGAGUUUGCUUCAGCAGGGACUGGUGAGCCAGGCUGUUCUCCCUGCCUCCGUGUCAGCUGGUGGUGACUGGACAGUGUCUCUGACGGAGGGGAGCCUGGCCGCCCUGGAAGGCAUCCAGUUACAGUUGGCUGCUAACUUGGUCGGGCCGAAUGUUCAAAUCUCUGGGAUUGAUGCCUCAAGCAUCAAUAACAUCACAUUACAGAUUGAUCCGAGUAUUCUGCAGCAAACGUUACAGCAGACCAACUUGGUGACGCAGCAGCUGACAGGGGAGCCGGGCUUGGCCCCACAAGGAACCUCUCUGCAGGCCCCGGACGGCACAGUCCCAGCCAGUGUUGUCAUCCAGCCCAUCUCUGGCCUGUCCUUGCAGCCCACGGCGGCGGCGGCCAACCUAACCAUCAGCCCGUUGUCCGAGCAGGAGUCCGUGCUGACCGCCAGCAGCGGGGGGACUCAAGACCUCUCUCAGGUGAUGACAUCGCAAGGCCUGGUGUCCACGUCCGGUGGCCCCCACGAGAUCACCCUGACCAUCAACAACUCGAGCCUCAGCCAGGUCUUGGCACAAGCUGCUGGGCCCGCCGCGUCCUCCUCGGGGUCCCCGCAGGAGAUCACCCUCACCAUCUCCGGUCAAGAUCUUAUUCAACACAAUUCUAAUGGAAGUAGUGAACUAAACGGAAGCGUGAGACUGUCAGCCCCUGCAAUCAAUAGUCAGCCUGCAGGCGCCACCUUGACAAUAAGCAACGACCAGCUUCUCUCGCAGAGCUCGACCUUGAACCCUUCAGAGCUGACCACUGCAGCGGGCAGCCUUUCCUCCACGACACCGACGUCGCCAUCUGCUGUCUCUGCUCAGAACCUGGUCAUGUCGUCAGCAGGAGUGGGAGGUGAGGCCAGCGUCACACUGACUCUGGCGGACACUCAGGGCUUGCUCUCGGGAGCACUGGACACAGUCACACUCAACAUCGCGUCUCAGGGCCAGCAGUUCCCAGCCUUGCUCACGGAGCCCUCCCUCUCGGGUCCUGGAGGAGCAGCCUCACCCCAGGUCAUCUUAGUGAGCCACACGUCCCAGCCGUCGUCAGCCACCUGCGAGGAGAUCACCUACCAGGUAACUGAUGUCUCUGCCAGCCUGGCCCAGGGUGGCCAGCCCGAGAAGGAGGGCCGGCUACACCAGUGCCUGGAGUGUGGCCGCACAUUUGCAUCAUCUGCCACGCUGCUGCAGCACAGCAAGGCUGCACACGGCCGGGAGCGCAUCCACGUGUGCCCCGCGUGCAGGAAGGCCUUCAAGCGCGCCACCCACCUCAAGGAGCAUAUGCAGACACACCAGGCUGGCCCAUCUUUAAGCUCCCAGAAGCCGAGAGUGUUUAAAUGUGACACUUGUGAGAAGGCAUUUGCCAAACCGAGCCAGCUGGAGCGACACAGCCGCAUCCACACAGGCGAGCGGCCGUUCCCCUGCACGGUCUGCGAGAAGGCGUUCAAUCAGAAGAGCGCUCUGCAGGUGCACAUGAAGAAGCACACGGGCGAGCGGCCGUACAGGUGUGGCUUCUGCGCCCUGGGCUUCACCCAGAAGAGCAACAUGAAGCUGCACAUGAAGCGGGCGCACAGCUGUACCGGAACGCUGCAGGCCUCCGCCGGCCGCCAGGAACAGGGAGGCGAGGAGCUGAGCCAGACGCUGCACCUGGAGGAGGUGGUGCCCGAGGCCGCGAGCGAGUGGCAGGCGCUGGCCCACGUGUUCUGACCCGCAGGGACCGGCGGGCUCCAGCUUAACUGCAGAGCAGAGCGCUUGGGGUUUCUGUUCGGAAGCUUCCAUGUCAAACAUGUUACCACAAUAGUUUUUUAGCUCUAAAGUUAUCUAAAGAAUCAUUGUCUUUCCGAGAUUUACAGGAAAGAAACGGGGGUAAAGGCGCCGUUGUGGUUCGUUUGCAGAUCACGGAACUCAGGUACCACAGCUGGCCGCCCCGCCUUCGCCCCGAGGCCAGUGCAGCAGAAGGUUAGGGCUGAUGGGCAGUGGUGGGGCUGCUUUGCGAUACAAAGGCAGGCGGAACACGGAAUGGCCAGGUAGGCUUUCCUUCGUGCUUUCUGUUAUAAGAAGCAUAGCUUAUAAAACAACCAUAAGAUAGGUGCAUGAAGUCCAGAAAAAUUGUUAGAACACACAGGGACGUUUUUUCCAUUCUUUUCUCUGUGCAUUUUGAAAUCAGUAGAAAUGGACUCUUUUUAGUCCACGAUAAGUUAGAACUAAAACCUUGAGAGAUGGCUGGACCAGUUCUCUCCAUUACAAAUAUUGAAUCAUUAGUUCAAGGAGGCAGCGUCUGGAACGUAAACAUGGGGGACAGUAAACCUGACACACGCACGAGAAGGAAAGGCCACGUGAGGCCGCCCCGGCCACGUCAGCAGGCACUGGGGUCCCUGGGUCAGACCCCUGCAGGCAGCACGAGCCGCACGCUGCAGACGGGCUCGUGGGAGCUGAGGCCCCUCACCCCUUGUGAGCAAGACGUGCGUCUGUAGUGAGGGGUGGGAACUCACCGGGGCCCACGAUCGUCCCCUCGUGCGUAAGCACGUGUGGUUUUUAUUUCAGGGAAUUCUUUAGUAUCUAUCAUCAAUGGUGCCACAUUCAACGUCCCAAACGAAACCUGCCCCGCGCUGGGGCAGGGUGUGUGUCCUUCCCACAGCAUUCCAAAGGUGGAGCGUCCGUCCUUCGUGUGACCCC